UCGGCGCCAAAUUGUCAUCGUCGAUUUUUAGGUCACUCCGGACGCCCGCUUCGUUUCGCUUCCAUGGACCGCAGAGGACGUCUCGGCCGCCAGCAGGACACGGAAUUGGCCUCGCUCUCCCGGCGGCGAGGGCGACGAAGGAGGAGGAGGAGGAGCGGCAACAGCAGCUCCGACGAAGACUUGUCUUUCACGAGGAGGUGCGAGAGGUAUAGUUUCUACCACGAUCACGUCUACUCGAGGGCGGGCGUGGCGGGCGGCGUGAGGAGCGCGGAGACGGCGCGAGCGGUCGAGGACAGCUGGAGCGAGGACGAGGACAGCGCGGACGACGAUGCCUUCUCGGAUGCGUAUAUGGGGGAUCUCUCGUCGUCCGCUGAAGAUGACGUCGUGGGUGAAGGUGCGAGGACUUCUACGACAGCAGGUCGAAGAGUGAAGAGGAAAAUCAAACGUCGCAGGAGAGAUUCGCAGUUGAUUCACAGGAGGCCAGAUUCGCAACAGAGUCACAGCUGCUCGAAGCUGUCGCAGAAUGAGGCGUCGGGAGUUCACUCUCAGAGAACUCAUGCCCCACUAACCGGCGGCGGGAAGACGGCAGCAGUACCGGCAGCGCCUCCUCCCACCCGCGUGGGCGUAGGCCGGUCCCAAUCUCCCAGCGAGUUGUGUUUUAUAAGCCAGACGCCCAAAGGGAAGGCAGCGUCUUGCAUAUUUGCGUCUCCGGGUCAAAGGCAGCAGAGACAGCUGGUGAGCGGACGGUUCACCAUAAGAUCCAGCAGGAAAAGGCUGCCGCAGGAUGGGGGAGGGUCUGGGGUUCCGAAGAAGCAGCUAGAAAAUCCUAAGCAGCUAGAGUUACCUUCAGGCAUUCCCGAGAAACAAGAACUGCCAGCGGAAGGUCCUAGCAAGCAGAUUUUGCCGUCGGGAACUCUCCAGAAUCCGGUGUUGCCGACAAGAACGCAUAGUAAAUACAACCCCACACAAAAGCCAAUAUUUAAAGUUCGAUGCGAAGGGGACGAAGCUUUCCUACGUGGAUCAUCUGCAUCAGUUAAAAAGGAGCUAGACGUAUCCAACAAAGGGUCCCAGGCAAAGAGAAAAUCUUGCACAGCGCAAGAUACAACUCAACAUAAAACUCCGAUGGUAGUGAUACAGCCUGACGCCAUGGAAUUGCUUCCUCAGCAUGUAGUGGAUGAAUGGAAGGACAAGCAUGGAUACCAAGCACGUAAAGCAAAGACCAGAUGCGCACUGGUUGACGUGAGCAAAGUACGCGACAAUGCCAACAUAAGACUGCAUGGAAAUAAUAGUAAGAAAACACCAAGCACUUCCGCUAUAGAUCUUGGUCAUGCGAAUCAAGGAACUGGUGGCAUAUUGACGCUAAUACCGAGGGAAACGAGUGAGCAAGAAAAUGUUGAUAUUGAAGCCCUAGAUGAAACACAGUUGGGAUGCAACGCAGAGACCAAUGACAUGAGCGACGCAGCAGCAGUAAUUAAUAUUAAAUCGUCACAAGAUAAAUCCAAUGUCAGUGUAAUAAAUGUAGGAAGAAAGACAUCCGAAGAAAAAGCUCGCAGAGACGAAGCUAAGGAGGAGACAAGAAAACACACAACAAAGAAGUCUGCGAAAGGAGCUGCAGCUGAUGAAUCAAAACAUUGCACAGCUGACAGUGCUGACACCAGAGGACAACAAUACAAAUCGAAGACACCAGUGAAAGCUAAGAAAAAAAAGUGCGGACCAAAAGCUACUUCAGAACUAUCAGGCCCGUCAGAACAAGCCUCGAUCAGUCUAAAAUCAGUUCCUCAGGAAACUGUGGCAAGUAUUUCAGACUCGGUUCCUUGCUCUCUAAAGAUAACCGAAGAUCCUGUCACUGUGAAGAAAGGAACAAAGAACACAAAACAUUGCACAGCUGACAAUGCUGACACCAGAGGACAACAAUGCAGAUCGAAGAAACCAAUGAAAGCUAAGAAAAAAGAGUACGGACCAAAAGCUACUUCAGAACAAGCCUCCAACAGCCUACAAUCAGUUCCUCAGGAUACUUCAGCAUGUGCUUCAGACCCGGUUCCUUGCUCUCUAAAGGUAACCGAAGAUCCUGUCGAUGUGAAGAAAGAAAAGACAUCGCCAUCGGUCUCUAUGAAUAACUUAGAGAAGAUUAUUGGAGAAGUUGCAGCCGGUUCUAUACCAAUAGACUCACGACGCCUUUUGCGAGAACGUUGGUCUACACCGGUCACAGAAGCGGCCACGCAAGUGGAAAAGAUUAUAGAGAAAAUUGCUACCGGUUCUGUGCAAAGGCGGUGUUCGGACGACUGUAAAGCAACGGGCACGGUCAAUAGAAGUGUUAAUGUCGAGAGCGUACGACUUGGAUCUGUAAAGAGAAAUAAGAAGAUGGUUAUCCCCAAACAAUCGAAUAAUGAUAAGAAAGUGAGUCACUGUGAUGAGAAGAAAGGAGAAGGAAAAGAUCAUGCAGAUCAAGCUGGUGUGAAAAGUAACAGUGAAAUUCCUUCACUGGCAUUAGAGGAGAACAAAACAAAAGCAGUUUCUGCGAACACUUUGGAUUUCCUCCCGAAUUUAGCGAGGGAGCUGCAGCACAGAUUGAGUUCUCCGUCAGGCGGUUCCCAAGGCGAGUUCAACGAGGCCUCACAUAUCCCUCGCGGACGGAUAUCACCUGGCCCGUCGAAGGCGCAGAUAGGAGAUUCACUUCCACCAGGGAGCGAGGGAUGCCAAGGGGAGCGCCCGAAACAGGAAGGGAACAUGAAGGAUGCUCCGUCCAUAUUUACGAUGAGUCGAGGCAAUAGCCAGACAAAAAGCUUGAAUAAUACUCUAUUUGAGAAAGCAUUUGGUCCUGAAAAGGUGUGUUCCGUGAAUGUCCGAAAGAGAAGACAGUGCACUGAUAUCGCUGAGAUGUUAAUAAGGAGAGCGAAAAUUGAGAUUGAACAUUGCGCAAUCUCUCGGAUGAAAACCAUAAAGUCAGAAGAAAGAAUUGUUACAUACCGUACAAGCCUGGUAUCGAGAGAGAGCUCACCUGAAUCGAAGAUGACAGUAGGCCUAUCACAGGAUGUAACUGGAAAGCGCCAUGCAGCUACCAGAACUACCGAGAAAGGCCUUCAAGAACCCGACCAGUGUCAGGGAUCAGGUACUAAAAAGGACCGCAAAUCAGUCCAAAAUCCUACAGAGAAGCCUCGUCCACCCAUUCCUCGCCCGGUGUCCUCCUCGACUUCCUCUAAGAAAAAUCCUGCCGCAGUCGCACCUCCUCCGCUUUCGCUGAGCACGUCAGACAAGGAAAAUUUCUGCGGGUUCCCGGCGCCAGACGACCUCGAUGAUUUUGUUCAAGACAAACGUCUCAGUUUGCUUUCUUCUUAUACGAAAAGAAAAAGGACGAGGAAUACGGAAGUCUCAAGAAAAAAGAAAAAAGAAAAACAGGAAGACCUAUCCACAAGUGCACAGAUAAAACAUGAAAAUUGCCGUUUGUAGAAAUGAAGACGAAAUGAAGCCCUCCGUGAGAUUGAGAUUUUCGAACUGAACGAAAUAGACUGCAAAUGAAUGUAUGCAAUAUGAUAGCAAAAUACUUUGAAAUAUGCUAAUGUGAUGUGGAAUGAAGAAGAUAACAAAGGAUUUGUUAGUGUCAAAGAAAUUUAGGAACUGAAAGUAGACGCUUACCAUUUUUUUUUUUCAAUCUUUGUAAUUUCAAUUGAUUUUUUUAAAACCUUUUCUGUGACUUUCUCUUAGGAUGGGGUGUCUAUUUUGGAAGAGGAAACUAGGAUUUAUUGAUUUCUGUUGAGUUUAGGGGAAGGAUUAAUGAUUACCUUGAAUUUAUUUAUUUCUUCUUGAAGAAUGGUUGGUUUAAUUUGCGUGACGGAUUGACUGAAAUAAUCCAUUGUUCUUGAACUUGCUGUACUUGAAAUAGAAAAGACAUAAAGUAUAAAUUACAGCCACUAAG
Penaeus vannamei (Pacific white shrimp) is the source of this 3913-nucleotide messenger RNA. Its product is annotated as muscle M-line assembly protein unc-89. The record is from RefSeq and is a predicted model, not a curated record. NCBI's taxonomy places the organism in Eukaryota, Metazoa, Arthropoda, Malacostraca, Decapoda, Penaeidae.